UACGUACAAGGCACACAACAAGCUGUCAACUGCACCACAGUCUGUGUAUUAACAAGGGUCAAAAUUAAAAUUGUCACGUCCCAUCCCAGUUUCCAGUGUACCUUGUCAUGAAUACCCGCUGGUGCAACCCAUCCAAUGUGCACAACAAAUCCGUCAAAUGUCAAUGUGAAAACUCAAAGCCGCCGUUUUGUAGUGGAGGUUAUGUCUCGCUAUGGUUUGUUUGCGGGUAUAUUACUUUGAAGCUUAACAUUCAAAAUUCACUUUGCACUCGAAACCGGCUAAAGUUGUAAUCAAAAUGAAUCGUUCGUUGCUACAAGAGUCGACCGUAUCCCGUCGCGGGUUAAUUCGAACGGGCUUCCAUGGAACGAAACCUUUCAGCGAAGGACCAAGCAGGAUGGAUUUGGAUCUGUCGCUGACAAUGACUCCCUCAGAAGUUCAUCACCUUCUAGACUAUACAAAUGUAGGCAACGUCGAUGCAUCCUCGGCAGAAAUGAGUCUUCCCCUGGGUACUUCCCUGAUUGACACGGACAGAUUUAAGGGCGCGGAAGAUAGUGCGGUGAAGGAGAAAACUGAAGUCCUGUACUCACAGUUCCUGGAGAUACUCCACAGUCGAACGAAUGAUUCUGAAGUUUUCGAUAUCAUCCAAGAUAUGAUUCAGGCCUGCACGGAUGUUCUGGAUGAAGUGGUGAAGUCUGGGCGGAAAUUAAAUGAAAAGUAUCGCAUGGAAAGUAACGCUUGGCUUCAGCAAGAGCGAAAUACUUGGCGGUUACUAUAUUGCCUUUACAAGGAUCGGCUAACCCUUCAAAAGGAAGAUGUAGACUGCGAUGUGCCUCCCUUGGAUGGAUCUGAAAAGGACGUAGUGACUCAUCUAUAUUCGAACAACGCCAAUCUCCGCGAAUAUCAACUCAUUGUCGACUGGCUAGAGUUAUGUGCACUGGAAACGAACAAAAUUCAAAUCGGGCACUUCACCGAUCGCACAAUCACCUGGGAAAAUACUUUGCUUCAGCUCAAAAACCCCGAGAAAACUGCUUUUGAGAGCAAACGUGCCACCGUCACGAGCCUGGAUCCGGACGCUCCUAUUCGCGAGCGCAAACCACUUCACGAUUUGGAUACGGAGGAUGAAGCACGUCUGUCACAGCAAAUAUUCCUGGAAAUUCGCCAAGGGCGCAUUGAAGAGGCCCAAGCCCUCUGUGAGCACUGCGGUCAACCGUGGCGUGCUGCGAUUCUAGAAGGCUGGCGCCUACAUGAAGACCCGAACUACGAAUCAUCGAAUGUUGUCCAGAAGCUUCCGAUAGAAGGCAAUCCGCGCCGUGAUAUCUGGAAAAAAUGUGCUUGGAUGAUGGCCGACAGUAAAAAAUUUGAUGAUUACACACGAGCAAUAGCCGGUGCUUAUUGCGGGCAUCUUGAAUCCUUGAUUGGUCCUGUGAGCAACACUUGGGAAGAUUUAUUGUGGGCCUACUUGAAAGUACAAAUAGAUAUUCGAGUGGAAAGUGAGAUCCGAACUUGUUGCAUGCGAAACUACCUCCCAUUGCCUGAUAAAUAUUGGAAUGGAAAAAUGUCUCUUGAACAAAUUUUCGAUGAAUUGGCGGCGAAUAAAAACAUUUCAAUUCGUCAGGCUGCCAAAGCGCAAAUGCGUAUCAUUCAAAAAUAUUUGAUUUUGGAUGAUAUCCCGGAAAUGAUGCGUGAAAUUGGGAAAUGGUUGAACGAGAAAAUGCCUGCACCACAUAUGCUCCGUUUCCUUUCUCACGUUGUACUGUUUAUGAAGCAGUUGGGAAAGGAUUGUCAGGAAGAUAUCGCCGAUCGGGUCGUCAAAUCAUACGUAGAGUGUCUAAUUGAGCUUCGCGACCCUCAGCUUGUGGCAUUUUACACCGCCGCUCUGCCAGGAGACAUGCAGAUUUUGCUUUUCUCUCAAUAUCUUGAAACUAUCAAAGAAACUUCAGCCCGAAAAGCUGCUCUAGAGGAAGCACUAACGGGCGGAUUAGAUGUGGAGACCAUCACAACAUACACUGUUGAAACAAUUAGAAACCGACAAGAUGAAGCUCCAGAAAAACAACUGCAAACUGCCAUAUCUCCUGCUGAUGAGGAAAAAAUAUCCGCGCUUGAAUGGCUUACAUUCUACCCGCAACAACGCGGGGAGCUGCUUUGGCAAACAAAUGCAAUGAUACGAACACUAUUGGCAGAGGGGAAAAUCGAGUGUGUGCGAAAGGCAUUCAAAAUGGUGCCUACAGAUUCGAUUUCGCAAACAAUUGCAACUUACGGUUCGAAGGAUAAUUUACCAUGCAAGGAAGAAUGCAGUAUUAAGGAGUAUCUUUGCCAUCAAACUUAUUUGGCUGCAAUUGAUGGCUUUAACGAAUGGACUCAUUUGUAUCACAAUCGACCUAAGCAGCCGCAAAUUGUCAAGGACAGUGCCAACUUUACUGAACGCGUUGCUUCUGAACAUAAGGAACAACAGUACAAGAUUGAAUUGGAUCGAUGGAAGAUGAAUUUGGCAGAGCAAAUGCGGAUUACUCGUGAUUUACUCUUCAACGUUCUUCUAUUCCCGGACAAAGGAUGGCUGGUUGAUCCUGACACAAUGAAAGACGUACAUGACGAUGACUUACCAGCAUGGGAGAAUCGGCUCAUACAAAUGGAAAAUCUACGUAAAGUUUGCAUUCCAGAGAUUGUAUUGCUUCUUCAUAAAGUGUUACACUUAUCUGAAGAUUACAAAGGCUGUCUACGUUUAGCCGAUGAAAUUGCCUCAGAGCAACGUCAAUUAUAUGCUGUCUAUCCAAAACAUAAAUUGGCUGAGACACUUUCAAAAAUUGCAGAAUCUUCUCUGGCAUUAAUGAAUGAAAAAUUGGAUCCUUGGGGUUAUGUACCUACUUCAUAAGCUUAAAAUAAAUUAUCGUUUUUGUAAUGUUGUUUUGUAUUGAAAUAAAAACAAAAUUAAAAAACUGAAAAA
Messenger RNA from Hermetia illucens (black soldier fly), 2941 nucleotides. RefSeq names its product nuclear pore complex protein Nup107 (gene Nup107). Gene Ontology annotation, biological process: mRNA export from nucleus; regulation of DNA-templated transcription; post-transcriptional tethering of RNA polymerase II gene DNA at nuclear periphery. The record is from RefSeq and is a predicted model, not a curated record. Gene Ontology annotation, molecular function: structural constituent of nuclear pore. Lineage: Eukaryota; Metazoa; Arthropoda; Insecta; Diptera; Stratiomyidae. Gene Ontology annotation, cellular component: nuclear pore; nuclear pore outer ring. The coding region runs from base 296 to 2869 and encodes 857 amino acids. The transcript has 3 exons.